This is a messenger RNA of Zingiber officinale, 982 nucleotides long. RefSeq lists its product as uncharacterized. The coding region runs from base 377 to 706 and encodes 109 amino acids. The transcript is spliced from 3 exons. Gene Ontology annotation, cellular component: endoplasmic reticulum membrane. NCBI's taxonomy places the organism in Eukaryota, Viridiplantae, Streptophyta, Magnoliopsida, Zingiberales, Zingiberaceae. The record is from RefSeq and is a predicted model, not a curated record. Gene Ontology annotation, biological process: vacuolar proton-transporting V-type ATPase complex assembly.
UUUAGGUAUCCCGGAACCGGAUCGUGUUUCCGCCCCCUUUCUCGCAUCGCCCGACUCACAAAUCACUGUCGCGCACGGGCACGGCCGAGUCGGCUCGUCCUUCCUCGGCACCGGACGGCGCCGGUAUCUCCAAUAUUCAUCCAUCACCUCCCUCGCCUCUCAGCAUCUCCUAUCUCCAACUGUUCAUCUGACCCAUUCGGCCUCUCCCCUCUACCUCUCAUCCCUCACUCUUCCUCUCAGGCAGCACCGACGAGAGGCGACAGCAUCGGGAUACCAUAUUAUCCCUUCUGGUGUGGCAUCUCGUUUCUCAGAUCUCGCUCCUCUCCAGCAACGCCGACAACAAGCGACCGCAUAAGGAAUUAGACUUUUAGAGGCAAUGUCAAGGGUGAUAAAGAAGUUCUUUAUUGCAUCCAUGAUCAUGUGGAUAGCUCCAGUAGUCAUCUUAUAUGGUUUUAACAAUCAUGUGUUUCCUGGUACAGGCCAUCUUUCUUCUUCAUCCCAAACACUUGUAAGUGGAUUCCUGGCUGUUAUAUCAGUGAAUCUGGUAAUUGGAAUCUACAUCUUCAUGGCACUGAAGGAGCCUAGCAACAGGGAGCACCAGCCAGAUCCUGCAUUUUUGGCAGAUGCAAAAGCUAGCAUCAACCAAACACAAGCAUCUACUGCGACAAGCAAUGACAGUGCAGAAACAAGGGAGAAAGCGGAAUGAGGCUUCGGGCUUACUUCAGAUGCUUUGCUUAAUUACCACCGAAUCAACGUUGUGUUCUUGUUUUUCGUCUAUACUUGAUUCGACAACAUUUGAAUGCAAAUAUUGCAUAGUCCACUGAAAGGUAUGCGAAGAUGAAUAUGUUUCACGAGAGUCUAACUAGGAAAAAUAUCGGCUUUCUAAUUUAGAAGAUCUUGUUUUUUGGGGGUCGUUUGGGCUUUUGAAGUGACACACUGUUUUGGGCUCUUGAGAUAAAUCUGUUAUUGUAAAUUUUCAUGA